Messenger RNA from Podarcis muralis (Common wall lizard), 4443 nucleotides. RefSeq names its product vascular endothelial growth factor A (gene VEGFA). Gene Ontology annotation, cellular component: membrane. The record is from RefSeq and is a predicted model, not a curated record. Gene Ontology annotation, molecular function: vascular endothelial growth factor receptor binding; heparin binding; chemoattractant activity. Gene Ontology annotation, biological process: induction of positive chemotaxis; response to hypoxia; vascular endothelial growth factor signaling pathway. Lineage: Eukaryota; Metazoa; Chordata; Lepidosauria; Squamata; Lacertidae.
ACCCCUGCGCUUUCCUUGAUCGGAGCGGCCCCAGGAAAGGGAAGAAGAGGAGUUCAAGAGAGCGAGCCAGCGCGGCUCCGACCAGCUACUCCGGCUCCUCUUUGCCUCGCGCCAGGAAUCAUGAACUUUCUGCUCGCUUGGAUGCACUGGGGGUUGGCCGCGCUGCUCUAUUUCCAGAACGCCAAGUUCUCGCAGGCUGCUCCUGCCCAGGGAGAUGGGGAAAAGCAACAGAGUGAGGUUAUCUCAUUUCUGGUGGUCUUUGAGCGCAGUGCCUGCAGGACAAUUGAGACCAUGGUGGAUAUUUUCCAAGAAUACCCUGACGAGGUGGAAUACAUUUUCAAGCCAUCCUGUGUGCCCCUGAUGAGGUGUGCAGGGUGCUGUAAUGACGAGGCGCUGGAGUGCGUACCCACAUCGACGUACAAUGUCACCAUGGAGAUCCUGAGAAUUAAACACUUUCAAGGCCAGCACUUAAGCCGGAUGAGCUUCCAGCAGCACAGAGAAUGUGAAUGCAGAGAGAGACCAAAGAAAGAAGUGAAACCUAGACAAGAAAAAAAAUCAAAGCGAGGAAAGGGGAAGGGUCAAAAGAGAAAGCGCAAGAGAGGCCGGUAUAAACCACAAAACUUUCACUGUGAACCUUGCUCAGAAAGGAGAAAGCACUUGUUCAAACAAGAUCCCCAGACCUGUAAAUGUUCCUGCAAAUUCACAGACUCACGUUGCAAGUCGAGGCAGCUUGAGUUAAACGAGCGCACUUGCAGAUGUGAAAAACCGAGACGGUGAGCAGCAGAGAAGAAAAGGAGUGGGGGAAGAGAGCCUUGGUUUCUGGAGCCUGAUAUCUCGCCUGGUCAAAAAACACUAAUCCAAAUGAACACUAAAAUGAAGGAUCAGUAGAGCACAGCACUUUUGAGUACGGACGAUGGACUCCGGAAGGAACAUUCCCCGAGGACCCUCACAAGAUUCACCUUUUGGUUUUGAACUGGUUUUCUAUAGAGACUUUCCUUCUCAUGCUGCUAAAUAAUAGAGCCAGGGAGACUGGAGUGGUAUGUUUUGGGACUCCCGUUUCACAUGAAUAAAAAUAUAUAUGUUUGUAAAUAUAGAUAUACAUAUAUAUUCUGAGUUUUAAGAAAGAAAAAAAAGAUUGCUAACAUUAUUGGUGUCUUCACUGGAUAUAUUCAACUGCUGUGGACACAAGUGGGCUACUUGGGGCGUAAGAAAGAAACGAUGACUGGACUUCAGCCAAAAGCGCUCAGUGUAAUCUUCAUACUCUUGCUGACUCUGUUAAGCAUGCUGCUCCACCAAGCUCAGUUCCCCAGGCCCUGUCUUGUAUGGAGAGACAUUGGCACCAGAGAGGAGGUGGCAGGGGAUUCCAAAGUUGGGGCCUUGGAAUAUUAUGGGUCAAAAGGUCAAGGAAGUGACUCUAGCCACUAGGUCUGAGGAUUCGGUCAACUUCCCUCUCCCUCCUCUCCAAAACGAUCUGCCCCAACUUGUCUUGCAACCUGCCUGCUUUGAUGGGACACUGGUGUAUGUUGUCGAAUUGACUUUGCUGCAGGAACUUUGCCCUGGAUCUAUGUUCUGGCCUUAACGGUGCUUGUCAGUGGCUGGUGCUUGUCAACUUGAGCAGGCGUUGCUGGGAUCUACAAUCUUGCAACCUCUCUUUGCUACUUAAAUCAAGGAUAUGGGGGCUUGGCAGUACACGGAAGCAAGUAUAUAUAGCCAGGCAGUUGAGCAGUGCUGUCUGCCAUCCUUAUGCACAGAGCUGCCAUUGAAGAUGCUUAUGGAACAUCUCUGGAAAGGGAUAUUAAUCUGAAGUAUAUAUGUACAAUAGAUUGGGGCGGGGGGUGAGUGUGUGUCUGUGUGGGGAGUAUAUGCACACAAAUAUACAGGUUCAAAAUUGGAAAGUGGCAUUUACAGCCUGUUGGGCAGUAUCCGAUGAGAGAUUACUUCUCGUUUUGUGAAUUCAUUAAUAUUCUCAAGCUGUUGUAACAUGAAUGUGCCAAGGCAUCUUGUGCUAUGCUGGAGUUUUGUAACUUUAUUUCUUUCCACCAUCAUCCUGGUGGCGUAAUGUUGCCUAUCCUACCAAUACACGGUCUUGUUUAUUUGAAAACGUGUUCCGUUGCAACAGAAACUUAUUUAACAAGAGACUUAUGAAGCAUUCGCCACCAAACGUUGGAUAAUUCAUAAUGAGUUUAUUUGCCUGAAGUAAACUCUCAUCUGGACUUUGGGGGUGCCCAUCUUAAAUUUUCCUUCCCUCUCCCCCAAUAACCUUGAGCAAUGUGCCAUGUAGAAUCUUGAAUUUUCAGUGUUGAAUUGUUCAGAAAACACUUGUCUGACUUGGCUUGAUGAGACAAAGAUAGCCUCAAAGUGACCCCAUUCAUCAUGCUUCUGCCACUACAAGGUUCAGAACAUUCUUAUGUGGAACCUGAUUAAAGUUGGUAGCACCCUAGUGUGGCUAAUAUAUUCAGGCUCUCUAGAUGUUGGCAGUAUCAUUUAACCCCCUUUAGCACAGCUUUCCCAACCUGGUGCUUUCCAGUGGCUACUGUUGUUUUUACUACAACUAAGUUUUUUUGGGAUUACGACUAACUCAGCUAGGUUGAGGAAGGCCGUUGAAUUAAAGGUGUGUGUGUGCGUGUGUGUUUGUAAAAUCAGGCCCAGUCAACAGCCACUAUAAACAUGCAUUGCCUGCGAUGUGCGGGACCAUGUGUGCACAACCCUUGGGAAAGUAGAAAAAAACUUUGCAACUCUUAAAACUGGCAAGAGUUCCAUUGUAAGACUGGUAUGGGGACUGCAUUACAACACAGAAGCUUGGGCUAGUCACCUAGAUAUAAUGCACAAAUUUUGAGUAACGGAUGCCUAAGUGCUCUUGUGAGAUCAGGCUAUAAUGCUCAGUGCCUUUGCAAGAUAAAACACUAUAAACACCAAAGCACACCAAACCACUAGGUAUUAAGUAAACAUUCUGAUCUGGAAAGGAGGUGGCAGCAAUGUACUUUAAAUAUCUGAAGUUUGUUGACUUGCCCAAAUGCACCCUGGCCUUAGCCAGCAAAUGACUUCCCCCCAGUUGGAUUGGACCCAGCACCUGUGACGUUGUGGGCAGCUUCUGCUGCCUUCUAAGCAGGUGCACGUGGUGCAGACUCUUUGAGAUUUGAAGCAGCAUUGUUGCCUUUGAAAACCUAUUCCUAUUUAAUUUAUGUAAAAUACGUUGGCGUUCAGUGUGUGUAUGUGUGUGCGCGCGCACCUGAGGGAUGCUGCAUGCAUGGACCUGUGGCUGCCUGGCUGCUCAAAAGGUAGUAAGGCCAGCUCUGAUUGGCUCGGUGAGUGGGCGGAAUGAAUCCAAACUUCUUCCCUUGCUGUAGGUUCUGGAUUCUCCACCCCACCCCCCCAAAGAGAUUCAGCACUUAGCGCUGGCCAUCCAUUUCGCAUUGCAGACCUGUUUCCUAAUUCAGUGGUGGAUGGCUGUGAAUGCAGAGGUCUAGAACCAUGUGCCCAUUGUGUGUGUGUGUGUGUGUGUGUGUAUGGAAGCUUGCUUCCAAUUGCCUUCACUGGAGUGGGGUGUACGCCUGGUGCUCAGUUUCAGAAGUUUGGGUUUUUAAAAAAUCAAGUUACAUCUGGUCUGUGUGAGAAUGCUGCCAAAUGCCUGUCUGUUUCCAGGCAAGCAAAAAAUCAACUUGUUGCAAGUUUGAUGAUUAACCACUAUGAAAUUCCCUUCUACCCAAUAGCAAGUGUGGUGUAUGUGUGAGUGUGCGUGCAUGCGUGUGCGUGCAGGGGUGUGUGUGUGCUUGUGCGUGCACACACACGCACACAGCUGAAAUGUAUAUACUCAUGCUGUGCAAGGUGACAAACAUUGUUCUAUAUACUUGUUUAAUAUCCCUUUUUAAAAAUUAGAAAUUAAAAAUAAUAAUUUAAACUAGGUAUUUUUCAGUAUUCUUUGUUAAUAUUUAAUUUUACUAUUUAUAAGCCGUACCUCUUUUUUGUACUGUUAUGUAUAAAUUUUUAACUCUUCUGCUCCAUCCAAUCUCUCCCCAGUUGUUGACAGUCAGUAGCAUGAUCAGUUAUUUAAUUAAUAUCUCUUAACACCCUCCCCCUACACAUUCCUUUUGAGGCAAGGGUUAUACAUCUACAUAUUAUAUAUAUAUUUGGUUAUAUGUAUGUGUGUGUGUAUAUAUAUAUAUAUAUAUGUUUAUGUAUAUGUGUGAUUCGGAAUAAAUAGACACUACGAUUUUUAUAUAUGUAACCCGCUCCUGCGCCCCAGAAAUAUAGAAAAAUUUACUAUCAUUUUAUUUAUUGGUGCUACUGUUUAUCUGUAAUGUGGCAAGAAAAGAAUACAUUUGCCACACUGGCUAAUCUCAAGAUUCCAUAUGAAAUAUUUAUUUUUAGACAAAAAAAUAACAAAUAUAUCUUUAAAAAAACCACCAUCUAUGGCUUUUUUUGUAAUAAAGAAUUUAAUUCUCA